UUUUUUGUGGAGUGUCAUUUUCUCAUAUAUACUUUAAAUAAGAUCUUUUAAUUUCUCAAGCAUCAAAGUUUCUGUCUGUCUCUUUCUCUCUCUCUCUCCCUGCAAUUUGAAUCAGUCUCUUCUAAUCUCUAUGAUAAAAUCCUCUUUUUUUAUUAAUUAAUUGAUCUUUUCUCUUCUUUUCCCGAUCCUUAAUUAGUCUGCAGCUUAUAGUUGUCCUCGGCAAACCUAGGAGCAGUAGUCCAUGAUCCUUCACACAAGUCUGUUCUUUAACUUUCUUCAUAUAUAUAUAGAUAUAUAUAUCAAUUAAGUAGCAGUGAACAGAUACAACACGAGCUCCAAACCCUCGUCUCCUCUUUCUCUCUUCUUUUCUUCUGUUAGGAAAACAAGAUCCUUUCUCCUCUUACUCUCUCUUACUUAGCCAUACGUGUAGGUGUGAUUCAUUAGGUAUAUAUAUAUUAAAAUGUUUAAUUCCAGUUGGCCAUCAAGAAGAAAGCCUUAGCCUUAGUAGCCUUAGCCAUACAAAGAGGAAUACAAUCAAGCAAAAGGAGGAGGAGAAGGCAUGGAAAUGUCAAUGGAAGCCGCCGCCAUGACGACGUCGUCGCCCGACCUCUCCCUGCACAUCAGCCCUCCAAACAUCAAUCUUGCGGAUUCAAUCUGUGCGAGCUCCGGCGAGUCCUCCCACUGCUUCCGAGAAGACGACGAUGAUGCCGCUCGCACUAAGCUCUCUCUUUCUUAUCCUUCCACUGCGGCGACGGUCGACAGCACGUGGUGGCCGCAGCCGCCGAGAUUGCUGGAGAACUACUCGCUGAUGCCGCCGCUAGAUCGCUGCCACAUUACUCACCGUGCGAUCGGGAGCGGCUCCUUCGACGGCCUCACGCCAAUAAAAGGUAUCCCGGUCUACAACAAAAAUAGCAGUACCGGUACCGGUGCCGGCGUCGGCACGCCGCUCCCUUUCCUCUCUGUUGAUCCCAAGCUUCACGCCGUUUCUGCCUCCGCCUCUGCCUUCUCCUCUCACUGGCCCUCUUCUUCCUUCUCGUCCAAUUUCGACGCGAUGCCGUCUCCUUCAUUCCUCGGCCCCAUCCCCAACGGCGCCACGUCUCCGUACCACCGCAUGCUCUCUCACCCGCAGGCGUCACGGCUCAACGGCGCCGCCUUUUCCCCAGAGCUGUUGAUCAAAAACCACAGCGCGCACCAUCACCAUCAGCUCUUCCACCAUCACCACUACAGCAAUUACGGCAUGAUCAGGCCCUUCGAACCUUCCCCCCACGCCAACAUGUUGAUGCGGUCGCGGUUCCUCCCCAAGCUUCCGGCGAAGCGUACCAUGCGAGCGCCGCGGAUGCGGUGGACCAGCACCCUCCACGCCCGCUUCGUCCACGCCGUCGAACUUCUCGGCGGCCACGAAAGGGCAACUCCGAAAUCAGUACUCGAGCUCAUGGAUGUCAAAGACCUCACUUUAGCACAUGUCAAGAGCCAUUUGCAGAUGUAUAGAACUCUGAAGACCACUGACAAGCCUGCUGCUUCCUCAGGUCAAUCAGAUGGCUCAGGCGAAGAGGACUUCUCUCCUGCAAGCAAUGCUGAUCUCAACAUCGGACGGCUGAUGGAGCAGAGAGUAACCUCAGACGCCGGACCUAAACCAAGCACUACUUAUGCCUUGGACUUCCCUUCUGCCAUUGCUAACACCACCACUAAAUGGACUAACUCAUCAAGCCGAAGUGGAUGGACGCAACCAAGCUGUGAUCUAGACGAAGAUAAUCAUUCUCAUAAUCGAAUGAGCACCUCCGAAGAAGUCAAAAACCCUAGCUUGGAGUUCACCUUAGGAAGACCAGAUUGGAAUGAGACUGAGCAUGUUUGAUAUCAUAUAUAUAUAUAUAUACAUAUAUAUGAUCAUUUUGAUAAUUUAGAUAUGGGCUUCAUGGCUAACAUUAUAUUCAUGCAAUCAAUGGAGGGGAAGAAAAAAAGAAGGAUCUUGCCAUAUAUAUCAUGAAGAAGGACUGAAACUAGCAACAAAUUGAACUCUAUCUCUCAUGCAUGCAGUAGAAUAGAAGUAUAGGGUUAGAGGCAUCCUCCUCUUUUCCUUUCUCUUUUGGCUAAUUAAACUUUAGCCAUUGGCAUGGGAUGACUAAAGUUGAAGGUGGUCAUGGUGUCAUUUUACACAUGGAAAGUGCAAAUUGUAAGAUGAUAAAAAAAGCUAAAGUUAGCAAGUGCAGUGAUGAGGCAACAAGCAAUAUAAACUAAUUUAUCUUA
Zingiber officinale is the source of this 2244-nucleotide messenger RNA. RefSeq names its product transcription repressor KAN1-like. The record is from RefSeq and is a predicted model, not a curated record. Gene Ontology annotation, cellular component: nucleus. Gene Ontology annotation, biological process: abaxial cell fate specification; regulation of DNA-templated transcription. Gene Ontology annotation, molecular function: transcription cis-regulatory region binding. Bases 560 to 1852 code for a protein of 430 amino acids. Lineage: Eukaryota; Viridiplantae; Streptophyta; Magnoliopsida; Zingiberales; Zingiberaceae. The transcript has 6 exons.